Messenger RNA from Harpia harpyja (harpy eagle), 3725 nucleotides. RefSeq names its product solute carrier family 2 member 8 (gene SLC2A8). The transcript has 9 exons. Gene Ontology annotation, molecular function: transmembrane transporter activity. The coding region runs from base 626 to 1774 and encodes 382 amino acids. Gene Ontology annotation, cellular component: membrane. Gene Ontology annotation, biological process: transmembrane transport. Lineage: Eukaryota; Metazoa; Chordata; Aves; Accipitriformes; Accipitridae. The record is from RefSeq and is a predicted model, not a curated record.
CCGCCCCGCCCCGCUACCGCUGCCCGCACAGCCUGAACCGAGGCCGCGGCCGGGCUCGCGGCUCGCAGCGGCUGCCCGCGGAGAAGUGGCUGGGGCUGGCCGCGCCGAGGCGCUCCCCGCAGGCAGAGCAUGGCUGCAGAGGAGUCUCGCUGCCUGCUGGGCCACACCGCUUCGGACUGUCCCAGGUGAGCGCGCCGCGACACCCGCCGCUCUGGCGGGCUCGGGGACAGCGGUGGCUGCCCUGGAGCUCGGCCGCGGCCGAUAGCGGGGGGCGGCCGAGGCGAGCUCUGGGUCGAGCCCUCUGCCGGGCCCCCCCGGAGCGUUACCGGCCCUCCUAAGGGGCCGGAGGUGGGGGCGGCGUGAUCCUUGUCGGCCUCUUCCGCCUCAGGGUGCAGAACAAGAAGCUGUACCUGGCCACGUUCGCUGCUCUCCUGGGACCCCUGAGCUUUGGCUUCGUGCUAGGCUAUAGCUCACCUGUUAUUCCAGAGCUGAGGAAGAUCAGCGAUCCUAAAUUAAGAAUGGACAGCAGUCAAGCCUCGUGGUUUGGGUAGUAACAUUAGGAGCUGCUGCUGGAGGAAUACUAGGAGGCUAUCUUGUGGAUAAAGUUGGGAGAAAGCUGAGUCUAAUGCUGUGCUCAAUACCAUACGUUUUUGGAUAUGUAGUAGUUAUAUCUGCUCAGAAUGUUUGGAUGCUUUAUUUUGGACGAACGCUGACAGGCUUAGCCAGUGGAAUUACUUCGCUUGUCGUUCCAGUGUAUAUAUCUGAAGUAUCACAUCCUAAAGUCCGUGGUAUGCUUGGCUCUUGUGUUCAGUUGAUGGUGGUGACUGGCAUACUGGGAGCCUAUGUUGCAGGAGUAACACUAAAAUGGCGCUGGCUAGCAGUGUUGUGUUCUUUUCCAUCCUGCAUAAUGCUGUUGUUCAUGUCCUUCAUGCCUGAAACACCAAGAUUUCUGCUGAAUCGGAACAAACGCUCAGAAGCCAUAGCCUCUUUGCGCUUUCUGCGGGGACCACAUGCGGACCAUGAAUGGGAAUGUAGGCAGAUUGAAGCUGGUGUUCAGGAAGAGGGACUGAAUCUCUCUGAAUUUAAGAACCCCUCACUCUACAGGCCACUUCUUAUUGGUAUGGCUCUCAUGUUCUUCCAGCAAGUAACAGGCAUUAAUGCAGUUAUGUUUUAUGCAGAAACUAUCUUUGAAGAUGCAAACUUCAAGGACUGCAGAAUGGCUUCUGUUGUUGUGGCUUCCAUACAAGUAUGUUUCACUGCUGUGGCUGCACUUACCAUAGAUAAAACUGGACGAAAAGUGCUGCUUUACAUAUCUGGGAUAAUCAUGGCGCUUAGUACUGCAUUGUUUGGGCUUUACUUUAAAAUGGUCCUUUCAAAUCGAAACAACUCAUCAAAUCCUGAUACAUGGUUCACUCUAAAUUCAGCAUCCCCAGGAACAGAAAGCAGCAUAUCCUGGCUUGCAGUAGUGAGCCUAGGGCUCUUCGUUGCUGGUUUUGCCCUUGGCUGGGGUCCUGUUCCAUGGCUGGUGAUAUCUGAAAUCUUCCCACUUAAAGCUAGAGGCAUAUUGAGUGGUGCUUGCGUGUUAACAAACUGGGUUAUGGCCUUCUUGGUAACCAAAGAAUUUCAUGAUUUUAUAGGUUUCUUAACAUCCUCUGGCACGUUCUGGCUCUUCUCUGCAUUCUGCUGCCUCAAUAUAACUUUUACAGCCUUUUAUGUUCCUGAAACAAAAGGACAGACCCUGGAACAAAUUGAGGCCUACUUCAGAAGAUCUUAAUCCUAAGGCUUUUUAUGUUGAUAUGAAACCUUCAUAUCAUGAAUUAUGGUGCUAUGGUUGAAAUUAACUGGCAGAUAUCUCAGUUACUAAACUUGCCAUCAAAUAAUUUUAAUGAAUUUUGUAAAACCUGAAUUCUGUUUUUUAAAAAAGUAUCUGUGGGGAUCUGCAUAGAAUUCUGCAUACUCCCUGUAGUAAAUCUCCCUUGUGCAGGUCUUGGACAUACUCUUUUUCUUCAAUACCUGUGUCCUUUUCACCUAGUGCAGACUGACUAUAAUGGCCAAGUAAGAACGUUAAAUGUAUUGGCCAGUAUCUUUUUUCUAAGAUGUAAAUGAAGAUCUAAUUUUGUAAAGAAAUAAAUUAAAUUUCCAUGGUCCACUUUACCUUUCCCUUAUGGUACAUGUUACAGUGAAGAAAUUAAUGAUGUAGCCUGGCUAAUGUUAAUUUCAGACUGCAGUACUUUACCUUUGUGUUGCUGUUAACUAUUUUUGGGAUGCCUGAGCACAGAACAAGUCUUGGUCCCAACUGGAGACAAAUGCUUGGCUUUCAUGGGUGUUAAGUGUUAAAAGUUGCCUUUUUUUUUUUUCUAUUGCUGUCAAGGGGGCUAGGAAUGCAUUUAAAUCACAAGAAGGGUUGUAGCUCUUAAGAGAGAAUGUAUUUUAGAAUUCAAGAAAGAGCAUUGUUUUUCAAAAGGAAUUACAAGGUCUUGGAGACAGCAAGAAUAUACUCUUAGUCAGAAAAGGAGAAAAACUAUCUUUUGUAGUGUUAAUUUAAGGGGUAAAGAUCAACUGGAGCAGGUCUCUGAAAGUCUAAAUGAUACCUGGAAACACAAACCAAUGCUGGAUAUAGUUCUUGUCAAAGAUGGGUAAUGCGUAAGACACAAACACCAACGUCACAGGUAUGAUACAGCACUUAAAUGAAUGACAUCUCUGAAACAAAAUUUCUAGAGAACUCAAAUGGAAACAGUAAUCCAGAGCUGUCUGCAAUAGUGUACUACCUCCUGUCUUUUUAGUUUCUUGUCUGAUGAACCAAAUUUGGAAAAGGCAUUAGUUCUGCAUGUGUGAAAGAAAGAAGUGAGGUCAAAUUUAUGGUAUAUUACAUAUGAAGGAGUAAAUCAUCUGUUACUCCUUCACAAAGGUGAUAAAUGGCACUUAAAACAGUUCCAGCUGUGACAGGACUGUUUCUAUUUGGAUGUCACAUCUAAAACACAAACCAUAUACACUAUCACAUGACAUUAAAAACAAUGGUAAUACAUUGGCAUUUAAGACAAGUGGUAGAUAAAGAGUUUUUGAUCACAAACAUAGCAACAGUCUUAACAAUAUGCAAUUAUUAAAUUACAAAGCAGCUGACAUUCCAGGUUGAUAACACUUUUUGCAUAAACCUUUAGAGACAUAACAUUUUCCAUUCAACCAGCUAAAUACCUAAUAAAUAGAGCUAUAAAUAAAUAUGCAGAAAAUAAUCUCUUAAAUUUUCUCUUUAAAUCAUGUGCUAGUAUCAUGAUUUCCAGUAGCAAACAGGAGUCAGUCGGUUGCAGGUCAGCAACAAAGUGAAGCAGCUACGCAGUAUACAGGGUGGUGAAGUUGCUGUGCUCAACUAGUAAGAGUAAAAAUACUUUCUAACCUGCAUGCAAGUACAGAUGUUUGCUGCGUACUGUUAUAUAAGGUUUCCUGUAUUGUUAAUAAGUUUGCAGGGUAAAAUUUAUUCCUCUGCAAAAUCAGGCUAAGCCUACCUGAGAAAAUACUGCUUUAACAGAAUUAGCAAGCACUGUGCAUAUGAACCAUGACAUCAAAUUGUUAAUAAAGACAAUACUAGGGUACUCAUUUUCAUAUAGAGAAGCCAACAAAAAAAAAGAUUCUUAAUUCCUGCCCCCACCCUGCCCAAGAUCACAUUACUUCAGAUUCCUAUAUAUGCUUAGGACUUUUAAUCCCUUGAAAUUUGUGGUAGAAAUUACAAA